Messenger RNA from Haliotis rufescens (red abalone), 1098 nucleotides. Its product is annotated as protein PFC0760c-like. The record is from RefSeq and is a predicted model, not a curated record. NCBI's taxonomy places the organism in Eukaryota, Metazoa, Mollusca, Gastropoda, Lepetellida, Haliotidae. The annotation marks the transcript as partial. The transcript has 2 exons.
GAUGGUGAUGAUGAUAAUGUUGAUGAUUAUGAUGUUGAUGAUGAGGAGGAGGAUGUUGAUGAUGAUGAUGAUGUUGAUGAGAAUGAUGAUGGUGAUGAUGAUAAUGUUGAUGAUUAUGAUGUUGAUGAUGAGGAGGAGGAUGUUGAUGAUGAUGAUGAUGUUGAUGAUGAUGUUGAUGAGAAUGAUGAUGGUGAUGAUGAUAAUGUUGAUGAUUAUGAUGUUGAUGAUGAGGAGGAGGAUGUUGAUGAUGAUGAUGAUGUUGAUGAGAAUGAUGAUGGUGAUGAUGAUAAUGUUGAUGAUUAUGAUGUUGAUGAUGAGGAGGAGGAUGUUGAUGAUGAUGAUGAUGAUGAUGAUGAUGUUGAUGAGAAUGAUGAUGGUGGUGAUGAUAAUGUUGAUGAUUAUGAUGUUGAUGAUGAGGAGGAGGAUGUUGAUGAUGAUGAUGAUGUUGAUGAGAAUGAUGAUGGUGAUGAUGAUAAUGUUGAUGAUUAUGAUGUUGAUGAUGAGGAGGAGGAUGUUGAUGAUGAUGAUGAUGUUGAUGAGAAUGAUGAUGGUGAUGAUGAUAAUGUUGAUGAUUAUGAUGUUGAUGAUGAGGAGGAGGAUGUUGAUGAUGAUGAUGAUGAUGAUGAUGAUGUUGAUGAGAAUGAUGAUGGUGGUGAUGAUAAUGUUAACGAGUUCUACCAUUACACUAAGAAUGAGUUCUACAAUUACACUAAGAACGAAUUCUACAAUUACACUAAGAACGAGUUCUACAAUUACACUAAGAACGAGUUCUACCCUUACACUAAGAACGAGUUCUACCCUUACACUAAGAACGAGUUCUACCCUUAUACUAAGAACGGGUUCUACCAUUACAUCAAGAACGAGUUCUACCAUUACCUUAAGAACGAGUUCUAUCAGUACACUAAAAAUGAGUUUUACCAUCACAAUAAGAACGAGUUCUAUCAAUGCACUAAGAACGAGUUCUACCAUUACACUAAGAAUGUGUUCUAUCAAAGCACUAAGAACGUGUUCUACCAAUUCACUGAGAACGAGUUCUACCAUUACACCCAAUUUCAUCCAAGAGCAAGGAUAGAACCAAGUCAAACCCUGAAGUGUUGA